AUGCCACAGUCUCCUCGUGAACAGAAAUUACUCGAACUUCUCAACUUGUACAUUGGGGAGUGGAAGAUGCCGCCAGCUCCUGCAAACCACUUCCAUUUUCUACGAGUUUCGAUGGGGAAGAAAAACCCAUCUGACUUCGGAAGAUGGUACUUCUAUUGGGACUUACUUGACAAGCAGUGCCACACUUAUAAUGGUGUGAGUCAAUGUCAAAACUACAAGAAUUUGAUGUCCACAGAGCUCACAGAUGACGAACGUAAAUUGAUUCGUCAUGAGCUCAACACCUGGGACGCUAAGAAGUCAAAAUCAAAGAAGAUCAAUUGCAAAAUCAUUGAUAUGAUUAAAGGAGAGAUCCGAAACAUACCUUCCUCCUCCCAAGCCGUCCCAGACUACGAUUCAGAUAGCGAAGUCGAAAUCAUCAAUUUCCAAAGUGUACCUUCAUCAUCUCAAACUCUUCUCGACAGGGAGUUGACCAUUUCCAACUCAGAUGUUGAGGAAAUACCUAAAGCUCAUGAUGGCAUAGACGUUCUGCUCAUCCUAUAUGUUGCGGCAAAUGACGCACACUUCCGUUGGUAUUCCCCCCUGCAUGAUGGAGCAUUCAGCCCAUUUUCCGAUUUCGCACUGCGAGAGGCGCUUGGCUUCCCAGACAACAGAUAUGCAAUAUAUGAUACUUACCUCAAGGAAUUCGUACAUUUGCCGUCUUAUUGUAGCUUCCAAGUUCAGGCCGGCGAAUUCUUCAUUCUUCGACAGCUGGAUCUUACUGACAAGGAUUGUCCGGAUGUCACCAAUUUCAUUCACAAGAGUGACAAAUUUUCUUCUUCCAGGCUUACGGCAGGAGCUGCAUCACAGGAUUUGAAAGGAAAAUGCAAGGCACAAGAUGAGCAGGAUGAUAUUGUGAAGGAAUCUAAGCGCAUGAAGAGGGAUUGUGUUUUAAUGGGUGGACCUCUUGGAAGUUCCUUUAUACUUGAAAUUUUCAUUGGCUAUGCUCCAUCACCAUUCCCAGCAACAUGCCCACUCAUUGAUCACACAUCAUGGGGUCAAGAUCCAAGAACAACAAACGAACAUGUCUCGCAUGGACCAUUGAUCAAGCUUCAAGGCAUGAAGCCAAGUUCCCUUCCUUUUCACCAUGUCGUCAAAGGAGAUUUCGCCUCAAACUACAAAAAGCUUGCACAUCAGCUAGAACAAGGACAUUUUGACGGUCUAAGUGAUCCUCUCGCAUUGACCUACCGACAGCCAUCAGCGAGCAACUGUUACCUCCUCAGCCACAAUCCGCCUUGCCCUUAUGCAUCCCUCAAGAAUGCGACACACCCCACCUCUAUGCCUUCGACAAUGCCGCUGAAUUUCGGGGAUAGUACGCUGGAGCUGGAUGACAUGCCGGAGUUGGAGGAAGUUUUAGGAUUGGAGGUCAUGGCUAUGGCCGUGGCCCUGCCAAUCAUGCCUCACCAGAGCAGUCUCGGUACCACCGACAAUUCGAGAGUUGGAAACGCGCUCAUUGACCAACAUGCAGCCAAGUCACGUAAGAAGAACCGUGCCCCCUUCCCUUGGUCUGAAGAGCAGCGUGCUUGGAUGAAAGGUCAUGUUGACCCUUACCUUGAGCUCGACCCGAAGAAAUGCGACAUGUGGUCCAAGCAGAAAGUGGAGGAUCUUGUCAACAAGUGGCGGUUCGCCAAUGCUGGAGACGCUCGUCAGUGCUUCAUCAAAUACCUUCAGAAUGCUCUAGCCCGCUCGAGGACGUCUCAGAAGCAACCACCCAUCAUCAAGUUUCCCAGAAAGCGUGCGGAGAAUGCAGCUGACUUGUGGGCCAAGGCUCCGGAGAACAAGAUACUCCUCGACACCGCUGUUGCAGAGAAACGUGGGGAUGCAUCGACCAAGAACAAUGUUGGCAUCCGAUCCACACUGAAAGCAGCAAUGUUCAAAGCGCUAUCUUCUAAAGAGCAGGAGCAAUGGGAGAAGAAGGCAUCAGAGCUGAAGGAAGUCUCUGCUGAAGAUAAAGUCGAGUCUAUCUGGGAGAACCAGGAAAUUAUGGCAGAUACUCUUGUCGCCACCCUUGAGGGUUCAAUCGGUAUGGGCAAAAAUCAAGUUGGGGAUGCGACGUACCACGUCCAGAUGGUGUAUCUUGAUAAAGAGGGUAACGUUCAAUCGACAAGUAUUUGUUGUGGCAUCAUGCUCGACGACAAAGCAUUCAAAGAUGUCGAGCCCGAAACAUACACAAGUCUUAGCAAGGCCUGGAUCAAUUUUCUCAGAAAACGACCACAUGCGCGCCCCAAUAAUGAGUUCGCCAUCACGCUUGCCAAAGACUCGACCGGAAAUCCCAUCCUGCCACAGUACGAUGACUCAUGGGUACAAUCUCAUUGCGCCGAGGUUUUAGGACAUUAUUUGGAGGGGGUGUGGAAAUCAACGGGAUUGACUGAAGCGAUACCUUGGUCUUUACUUCGAGAAGACCCUUCCCGUUGGAUCGUUGAUCCUGCAGCCGUACCCAAGACCCCGAUUGACGAUCCUUGUGUCAUCAAGGGAACGACUAUAUUCAAACUCUACGAUGAGCUGUGGCGGCAUCGAGCCCAACCAGGCCUUCAACACCAAAAGUUCUGCCCCAACCCAGCGUUCCCAAAGAGAGUCGACCCCAAACCAGCCUUCUACACUGACGUCAUCGACCUCAACCCAGCCUUCCACUCCAAAGCCAUCAACCCCAACUCUGUCUUCCACUCCGAAGUCAUCGACCCCAACCCUGUCUUCAACUCUGAAGGCCUCAACCCCAAACCCGCCUUCCACAUCAACGAGCCUAGUCCCUUCCACUACAAAGGCAGCGACCCAACCCCCACCUUUCACUCUGGAGGCGUUGACCCCACUUGCACCUUCUCUGGAGGCUCCACCCCUGCCCCCCUCUCCCAACACAUCGACGACGCCACCCCCGAAUUCUACUCCGAAUCAGCCAACGUCCACUCCUGA
This is a messenger RNA of Laccaria bicolor S238N-H82, 2943 nucleotides long. RefSeq lists its product as uncharacterized. The record is from RefSeq and is a predicted model, not a curated record. The coding region runs from base 1 to 2943 and encodes 980 amino acids. The transcript is spliced from 20 exons. NCBI's taxonomy places the organism in Eukaryota, Fungi, Basidiomycota, Agaricomycetes, Agaricales, Hydnangiaceae.